Babesia ovata is the source of this 2499-nucleotide messenger RNA. RefSeq names its product calcium-dependent kinase CDPK6. Lineage: Eukaryota; Apicomplexa; Aconoidasida; Piroplasmida; Babesiidae. Gene Ontology annotation, cellular component: cytoplasm; nucleus. The record is from RefSeq and is a predicted model, not a curated record. Gene Ontology annotation, biological process: intracellular signal transduction; peptidyl-serine phosphorylation; protein autophosphorylation. Gene Ontology annotation, molecular function: ATP binding; calcium/calmodulin-dependent protein kinase activity; calcium-dependent protein serine/threonine kinase activity. The transcript has a single exon. Bases 1 to 2499 code for a protein of 832 amino acids.
AUGGUGGACGCAGGAGGGAGUUAUGUUAAAAAAUUUGUCAGAGCUGACGAUUCCGUGGAAGCUUUCGAAACGCUUGUUUUGCUCAAGAAGGAGGUCAUCGCUGCGUUGCAGAAUGAAUAUGAGCACGCCCAGAGGGAGUGCAGUGCCAUCAACCGGUACAACGCACCGUACCCGCUCGGUAAGCCGGAGGGGAUAACGAGUGGCAACUCGGCGCUUUACGGCGAUGCGGAUACUUUCCAUGGAAACGGCCGAUCGCGCAGCCUGGAAACGGAUCCGGGUGGCUGUCACAACGAUGCCUUGCUGAAGUGGCAGUCGCCUGAAUUCCAAAGCGUGGAGAGGCGGUGGAACGCACAACUCCAAGAAUGCAUCCAAUGCGUGAAAAUGGACAUGUCGUACUCCAAUCCCAACUCGGUGUCGGCUGAAGAAAUAGAGGCUAUACAACAGUCGAUAGAGAAGCUGAAGAGUGCCUACUUCAGGGCUGUGAAGGAACGUGAGGAUAGCAACAAGCUGUGGCUCAGACUUAAAAUGUACAGUAACACUCGAAAGGAGGCACUCGAAGACAUAUGUAAGCCUUACUGCGCGGCCAAGGAGACACCCGAACCGGUGGAACCCAAACGGGUGUUCUCGGGGGGACCUAUGGGACAUCCUUAUCGCACCAUAGAGACCCUCAAAAGCAGCAGUGAUGUACAAACCCCGUUCAUCCAAGGGGUCAUGUCGCGUGAUAACGAGGACACCACCACGCCAGGGUCCUCGCAAGCGCCCUCAAUUGAAAAAAUGGCGCAACGCAAAAUGCAGCAAACGAACACUGCGGGUUACGAAAUGGUCUGCACGUCGGCAAUAGAUGAAUUCUUAAACCAAACCGACUCAACCGAGCUCUUCCUCAAGACCGCGGAGAACAUAUACAUCCAGUACGGAGAUGGGUGCAUGUCGCUCAAAACGUUCAACAACAUCGCGGACUUCCUCGUCCACUCCCUCAACAUACCAGCCAUCGACGGAGCACCGGUUACAAGGUUGCUGAGACUCUACGGUAUCGGAAACGGGGCUAUUAUCGACAGGGAAACGUUCGUCAUGAUGUAUUGGGAAGUUGCGCAUAUUGUGAGACGGGCCCUUGACGUGAUGCAGUGCGUUAACCUCAUCGGGUUGCACGUGCAAAGUCACCUGGAACCAGAGCAGGACGGCGCGUUUGUCAAGAUAUCCACCAUAUUCGAGUUCCGCAAAAAGCUCUACAGCGGCUACUCAUGCGCCAAGUUCCUCGCGACGGAGAUCGCAACAGGCGAAAUGCGUGUCAUCGACAUCCUCACCAAAACCGACAAGGUGCCGCCGUUCGAGCUGAUCGCGCUUGAGGUGGCGCGGUUGGCCCAACUGCAGCGGCAACACCUGGCGCUCUAUCUGGAUGCCUUCCAGGACGAGAACAGCAUCUACAUAGUGUCAGAGUUUUGCCGAGGCGGGUCGCUACUGCAUCACAUCAGCAACAAGGGCGAGAGGGAGUACACGACGGGGUUCGUUCAGGUCGUAAUGUCCCAGGUCAUCGAGGCGUUGCUGUAUCUGCACUGCAACAACCUCGUGCACGGGUCGAUAACAAUCGACAAGAUCAUGAUGCAAGACAACGAAUACAACCAGGUCAGAAUCCGGGACACGGGCCUCAAGGGGUUGCUCGACACCGUGGUGGGAGGAUCGGCGCUCACAAUGAUCCAUGUCGCUCCCGAGGCCAGGGAUGGCCAAGUCACCCACAAAAGCGACGUGUGGUCGGUGGGGGCAAUACUGGCAUUCCUCGUCACAGGCGUAGCGCCGGACGAGCACAUGGAUUACGUGCAGUACGCUAGGGCGGUGGAGAAGCAACUGUAUAGAGGAGUGAUAUUCAGGAGGGACGAUAAUCUGACCGACCUCGUGCGCAAGAUGAUCUGCGUCGACCCCAACGGCCGACCCACCGCGUUUGAGAUCAUAUCCCAUCCGUGGUACACCAACACCGGACGCGCGGCCAACGUGCCUGGGUACUUCAGGUCACUGAUAAGGCCUAUAAACAGGCUAAACGCGCUCAAACGGAUGUAUCUCGAUAUCAUCAGCGUCCUGGAGUCACAGAGUUCGUUAUUCGUCUGCCGAAUACACAAGCUCGUGGACACGGUACAGCUGGGAAAGCGGCUGCGGCGGGGGAAAGCGGCGAUUAAGGACCUCAAAAUGGCGCUAAGAGUGGAGGGCCUCCCACGCCAGACAAUCGACAACAUCAUGGUGCUGAUGUUAUCAGAGAGCGAGGGAAAUGCCGUCCAGCACUUCAUGAACGCGCUUGCGCGCUGGAAAAAUGGCGAGAUAGCGCUCGCAUGGUCCGAAUUCGACAGCACCCUGCACGGUGACCGUGCCUCCAUGGACAUUGCGCAGUUCACCAGGUUCCUGGCCAACACGCCAGGCAGACUGAUACCGCUAGAGGAAAGCAAGCGCGUUAUCAACGCACUCGCGGUGGACGAACGUAUCAGAUGGUCGGAUUUCGUGAGCUACCUGAGAUGA